Molecule: messenger RNA, 2329 nt
Organism: Neltuma alba
Lineage: Eukaryota; Viridiplantae; Streptophyta; Magnoliopsida; Fabales; Fabaceae
Product: indole-3-acetic acid-amido synthetase GH3.10
Exons: 4
Coding region: 323-2170 (615 amino acids)
Cellular component (GO): cytoplasm
Molecular function (GO): acid-amino acid ligase activity
Source: RefSeq, a predicted model, not a curated record
ACCAUUAAAAAUGGUGACCCCAUUUCCUGUGGUCUAUAAACUAUCUUCCCCAUCUUCAUCUCCAUGGCGCUUCUGCAACAUUUAGCAUUUUUAAUUGUUGAGCCUUUCAAACUCAAGACAAAUCCCUCCAUUAUAUAUAUGUAUAUGGAUGGAUAUACCCAGAGAGAGACCUUUCAAUUAGUGGGGCUCCCUUUGCUCGUCUCUGUUUCCCAUCUACAAAGUACACGGGCCCCCUCUUACCUGAGCAGAUAAAUUUUACUCUGAACUACUCGCCUCCUUCUUGUUCUUCUUCUUCUUGUUCUUGUUCUUCUUCUUCUUCUUGAUGCCUCAACACCAACCAUCAUCGUUGAUGGAACCGGUACUUCUCACUCUCAGUUACGGCAAUGGUGGCACCGGCCAUGACUGUGAUAUCUUAAGCUGGUUUGAAGAUGUGACCAACAACGCUGGUUCUGUUCAGAGUCAGAUGUUAUCCAAAAUUCUGAAGCAGAACUGUGGGGUUGAAUACCUCAAGAAAUGGCUUGGAGAUUAUAAUAUUCAAGACAUGGAUGACUCUGCAUUGGAAUCGCUUUUCACCUCAGUGGUUCCUCUGGCGUCACAUGCAGAUUUUGAGCCCUUUAUCCUGAGGAUUGCAGAUGGGGACACAGCCCCUUUACUCACUCAGCAAGCCAUGACCACCCUUUCCUUGAGUUCUGGCACCACGGAGGGGAGGCAAAAGUUCGUACCUUUCACCCACCAUAGCGCCCAGACUACCCUCCAAAUUUUCACUUUAGCAGCAGCUUACAGAUCAAAAGUUUAUCCCACAAGAGAAGGAGGAAGGAUUCUCGAAUUCAUAUACAGCAGCAAGCAGUUCAAAACAAAAGGAGGCUUGACAGCAGGAACAGCCACAACACACUAUUACGCAAGCCAAGAGUUCAAGAUCAAGCAAGAGAAGACGAAGUCAUUUACUUGCAGCCCCUAUGAAGUAAUCUCAGGAGGAGACUACAAACAAGUCACUUACUGCCACCUCCUCCUUGGCCUUUUUUACUCUGAACAGGUAGAGUUCAUAACCUCAGCUUUUGUCUACAGCAUCGUCCAAGCCUUUCGCAACUUCGAGGAGCUCUGGAGAGAAAUAUGCUGUGACAUCAGAAAUGGUACUCUGAGCUCCAGAAUCAUAUUAUCCCGAAUGAGAAACUCUGUUUUGGAGAUUCUCUCCCAUCCAAACCCAUCUCUGGCUUCAAAAAUUGAAGCUAAAUGCCAGGAACUAGAAAAGGUGAAUUGGUUUGGUUUAAUUCCUAAGCUGUGGCCAAAUGCCAAGUAUGUGUAUUCCAUAAUGACAGGAUCCAUGGAGCCAUAUUUGAAAAAGCUAAGGCAUUAUGCGAACGGGUUGCCAUUAGUGAGUGCUGAUUACGGAUCUACAGAGAGCUGGAUUGGGGUUAAUGUGGAUCCUAGUCUGCCUCCUGAGAAUGUGACAUUUGCUGUAGUGCCCACUUUCUCUUAUUUUGAAUUCAUACCGCUUCACAGAUCCCAGAAAUCACAAGAGUGCAAUUCCGUUAGUGAUGAUUUCGUGGAAGGCAAGCCAAUUCCAUUGUCCCAGGUUCGAGGAGGACAGAAGUAUGAAAUAGUCCUCACAACUUUCACUGGGCUCUACAGGUGCAGAUUAGGGGACGUAGUGGAAGUAGCUGGGUUUCACAAUACAACUCCGAAGCUGAACUUCAUAUGCAGAAGGAAGCUGAUUCUAACAGUGAACAUAGACAAGAACACAGAGAAGGACCUGCAACUAGUGGUGGAGAGGGGUUCCCAGCUUCUGAGCGCGGCUCAAAAGAAAGCCGAACUAGUGGACUUCACGAGCUAUGCGGACGUGUCAAACCAACCAGGACACUACGUUAUAUACUGGGAAGUCAAAGGUGAGGUUGAGGACGAGGUUCUUGAGCAAUGUUGUAGGGAGAUGGACGGGGCUUUUGCGGACCAUGGGUAUAUUGUGUCGAGGAAGACCAAUUCCAUCGGACCUCUUGAGCUUCGGUUGGUGGAAAGGGGAACAUUCAAGAAGAUUCUAGAUUAUUUUGUUGCCAAUGGGGCUGCUUUGAGCCAGUUCAAGACUCCUAGAUGCACUAAUAAUCAGGUGCUUCUCAAGAUUCUUGACACUUGCACCGUGAAAAGCGUUCGCAGCUCUGCUUACGGUUUGCAGGAAUAAGAAGAAACUGCUUAAAUUUGGUGUCACUUGUUAAGGUUGUAUUUUGAAUUUGCAAGUAUGUUAAUUGAUCGUUCCGUUAGCAAGCUAGUUCUUGUUUGAAUUGGCGAGGAUUAAGGAAGGUCUCAUAUUACUCAUAUAAUCUGUGUUUGUUUGGGAUCA